AUGGCCUCCGAACAAGGUCAAGAGGAAACAACACGACGGAUAAACUUCAGUAAAGACGUGAAAGUCGCCACUAAGGACGAAAACAGCAAUGAUGCUGGUCAUUCCGGGCUCAGAUUUGCGUUGGUAAUGCUGUCUGCCUUUUUAGCGAUGUUUUUAGUAUCCUUAAAUAAACUCAUAAUCUCGACCGCCAUUCCUCAAAUCACUGACACGUUCGAUUCGAAGGACGAUAUUGGAUGGUACGGCACGGCAUACCUGCUAACCAACUGCUCUUUCCAGCUCGUGUUUGGGAAACUGUAUAAGUUCCUCCUCGUCAAAAUCACCUUCCUGCCAUCUUUGCUACUAUUCGAGGCUGGUUCCGCCCUCGGUGGUGCUGCUCCAAGUUCCAUCGCAUUCAUAUUUGGGAGAGUCAUUGCGGGCUUAGGAGCCGGAGGUGUUCUUCCUAGUGUUAUGGUCAUAAUUGUUUAUACCGUCCCGUUACAAAAGCGGCCCAAGUACCAAGGCGUCUUUGGUGCCGUAUUUGGUGUUGCUUCGCUGCUUGGGCCUACCGUUGGCGGUGCCUUCACCACAAACGUCACAUGGAGAUGGUGCUUUUAUAUCAACCUUCCUAUUGGAGGUGCAGUCAUGGUGCUAGUGUUUCUCUUGCUUCAUUCUGUCUCGUUCCUGCUCCUGAUUGCCUUUAUCUUGGUUCAGAUUUGGCUGCUUGAACAAGCUAUUUUGCCACCGCGUCUCUUCCUUCAAGGGAGCAUCGUCUCGGGUCUCUGGGCAAGCUUGUGCAUCGGCGCACACCAAACCAUAAUUCUGUACUAUCUUCCCAUCUGGUUUCAGACCAUUCAAGGUCAAUCGGCCGUCAAAAGCGGCAUAGACCUACUUCCCAUGGUGCUGCUCGCUGCUGCAACGUCUGUCUUAAAAGGGCAACUGGCCUCAUUGGUCGGAUAUUACGCGCCAUUUUUCGUAUUUGACGUCUGCUUCGCCGCGACUGCCACCGCUUUGUUCACCACUCUCGGAGUUGACACUUCGGAGGGGAAGUGGAUCGGCUACCAAAUCCUUUACGGCGUCGGCCGAGUUCUGGCCUCCCAGGCCCCGAAUAUGGCUGCGCAGACGGUACUUCCGAAAGAGGAUGUGGCUAUCGGUGCAUCUCUGAUGCAAACACUAUUUGGCGCGGAUUUCGUAACCAACCGCCUCGCCGGCAUCCCGGGAAUUAGUUUCGAGCUUAUUCAGAACGCGGAGGCUACCGACAUCCUCGAUAGUGUUAGCACGCAGUACCGCGCGGCGGCACUACAAGGGUACAACGACUCGCUACGCGUGGUCUCAGUGGUUGCUCUUUGCAUGGCCUGUCUCGCAGUCCUCGGCGCUGUGACCAUGGAGUGGCUCACGGUCAAGAAGAAGGCCCCGACCAAAAACCCGUCCGGUGAGCACGCCGCUGAGACGGGUCUGGGCCGGGAUAAUAGGAGCGAAAAGGAAGCGUCGGGCCCAAAGGAAGUGGCCGCGCAUACUGUUGAUAAAGAGGCAUAUAACGGUAAGAAUGCCUCCGCAUCCAAUGCUACAGUGAACGAGAGAAAAAUUGCAUAA
Messenger RNA from Annulohypoxylon truncatum, 1569 nucleotides. RefSeq names its product MFS general substrate transporter. The record is from RefSeq and is a predicted model, not a curated record. Gene Ontology annotation, molecular function: transmembrane transporter activity. Bases 1 to 1569 code for a protein of 522 amino acids. NCBI's taxonomy places the organism in Eukaryota, Fungi, Ascomycota, Sordariomycetes, Xylariales, Hypoxylaceae. The transcript is spliced from 8 exons. Gene Ontology annotation, biological process: transmembrane transport.